Gryllus bimaculatus (two-spotted cricket) is the source of this 747-nucleotide messenger RNA. Lineage: Eukaryota; Metazoa; Arthropoda; Insecta; Orthoptera; Gryllidae. The record is from the annotation of a GenBank genome assembly.
AUGGAUGUGGCGGGCGAACGCUUCACCCUGAUGGACGGCGUGGUGGGGCUGGCGCUGUCGCCGCCGCAGCCGACGCCGCCCGCCGCCCCGUUCCCCGGCCUGCAGCACCUGGACGCCGGCGCCGCCGCCCCCGCGGGCGGAGACCGCAUCCUCUACUUCCAGCCGCUGGCCGCCGACCGCCUCUUCUCCAUCCCCACGUCCGCCCUGCGCGCCGGCCCGCCCCCGGAGGGCGAGGACCUGCCCGUCACGCUCGUCGGCCACAAGUCCUCGCAGUCCGCCAACCUCGCCGUCGACCAGAGCGACGGCACCGUCUACUUCAGCCCGGUGCGGGAGACGGCGCUGGCCGCCUACUCCCCGACCAGCCACACGACGCGCGUGGUGGCGUACGACCCCGAGCGGCUGCAGUUCUCCUCGGAGCUGGUGAUCGCGCCGCGCGACCAGGGCCGCUUCUGGCUGACGUCGUCGCGCUUCCAGAAGUACUUCCGGCGCACGUGGAGCCCCAACGAGGUCAACCUGCGCCUCAUGCGCCUGGUGGCCGGCCCCGCCCCCGCGCUGGCCGGCCGCCGCCCGGCUUCGCCCGGCGCCGUCGCCGCCCGCGCCGCCCGCGCGCCCGCGCCUCGCGCCGGGCUUCGCUCGUCGCCGCCCCGCGCUCGCCCACCACGGCUUCGCCCACGCCACGCCCCCACCUCGCCUACCAGCGCAUCUUUCAACGACUCCUCUCCAUCUUCUCGCUGUCGAAGACUUUGA